Bursaphelenchus okinawaensis is the source of this 2995-nucleotide messenger RNA. The record is from the annotation of a GenBank genome assembly. Lineage: Eukaryota; Metazoa; Nematoda; Chromadorea; Rhabditida; Aphelenchoididae.
AUGAUCUCGCGGUACCAUGUGUGCAAAUUAUUCAUAAUUUGCGCGGUACUCACGUGCAUUACCAACUUUCCCUCAGGCUUCACCAACUCAUCGGUGAACACGGCCGUUGAUGAGCUGGAACGCUUCAUCAACCAGUCGUACACGGACAGAGGAUGGAACAUGACAAAGGCUAGACAGUCGAUAGUGAAAAGUGCCAUUUUGAAUUGCUGGUUCGUCGCUCAAGUUGCGGGUUCUUUCAUAUCGCCUUAUAUCACUGACAAAUACGGAAGGAAGCGUAAGUUUUUACAUUAUUUUUUGAAAUUUUUGGGUAAUACUGCACGGUAGUUUUUAAAGAAGAAAUUUUGGGUAAUAAAUUUUGAAGAUUUUUCUCUGAGAGACCGCUUCAAACAUUUUUAUGGCUUUUUUCUCAAGACUUGUCAUAAACUUCUCAAGAAACAAAGCUUUACAGUGUAAAGUAAAUCUUUUUGUAUUUGUUACACUCUGCCUUGUGUACUUUGUACACUUGGUUUCACAUGUAAAUCAUACGUUUUUGAACUGAUCUGACAUGCUUCUUCCAGUCGCUUACCUUUUUUCCACUGCCGUUAUGACUUUCGCCUCAGGGCUUCAAUUCGUCGCCACCUUGACGGGUCUUCCUGAACUCUUGAUGUUGGGCCGUUUUACGGCCGCGAUCUGUUCUCCUUUGUCAGAUGCGGCGCUGAUUCUCUACUUGCAGGUAAGAGUGAUCGAUUGAUGUAAUCGCUUGUAAAACGGCGACGAAAGCUUAAAGUUGGAAGUUUAAUGAAGGAAAGAUGCGACGCAAUGCUUUUUAAGAUAUAAUUCUUAUGUCAAGAAGUGUAAAAAGCAUGGAAUUCCUUUUAUUUUGAUGUUUUACAUAUCAUAACAACGUUAUGUUGUUGAUGCUUAUGACAGAAAACAAUGACAGUAAACAUGUGGUUUUAGGAAUGCUCUCCACUUCAAUAUCGAGGCAUGUUCAGCUUCCUGGGAGAGAUUGGUUAUUGUUUGAUGUGUGUUCUGGGCAUGGUAAUGGGUAUGCGAGCGGUGCUGGGGAGUUCCCUGCCGAAGAUGCUUGGGUACUCCAUCAUUCCUGGCUUAGUUUCUUUGAUCUUCUUGUUUCUGAUACCUGAAACUCCAAAGUAUUUGAUGAUUGUAAAGUAAGUUAUACCGUUUGUUCUUUACGUUUCUUAUUUGUUUUGAAUUGACUUUAUAUGAUGAUGUUUAGUUGAUGAAUUGAUGCAUAGUUACUAUUGCAAUAAAUUAUAUUUAUUGUAGGCAUGACAGGAAGCAAGCUCUAGAAUCUCUACAGUUCUUCCAAGGCGACAAGAAAGAGAAUGAACAAUUACUCGAUGCCUUUCUACAGGAGGCUACUCACGACAAUACCAAAAAACGGUCAUCCAUCAAGGUAAGGAGAAAAAUGACGUCAGUUGCCGUAGUAGAAGAUCUUUUGAUUGAAGUUAGAGAUUAUUGAUAAAAGGGAAAAAAGUUUUGAGUAAAUGUUCUUAUGGUAGCCAAGUUUAUUGAAGGGGUGAUUUUUUUUCAAAAUUUUUUAAAUUGAAAUGUUCGUACUUUUUUUAUUUAAUAUUUUUUGGGGUUUUCUUAACUACAGUAGUUUACAAGGACUUUGCGAUUUAAAACGAAGAAUUUUUAUCACAACCUGACAGCCUUCAUUGUAAUGUUUUACUUUACUUUAAACCGUUGUUAGCUACCGUACUCUUUUAAAAUAAGCUUGUUACAACUUUAACUACUUUAUACGAUAGGUUUAUACUUAAAUUUUUAGUAUUGUAAAAAAUUUAUGUCGAAAGGAUCUGUAGAUUCUUACUUAAGCUGCUUUUUUAAUUUACGCUUUAAGGAUACCUCUGCUAAAUUUAAUAUCUUUGUAUUUUAGGAAGUUGUAAGAACAUGGCAUCUGCGCUUUGCCGUCGUACUAGCUUGUACGGUGCUCAUCUUGACAGUACCCUUCUACCCCUUCCUUCAGUCCUCUACAUUGUUCUUCAGACACAUUGGAAUCAAGGCUGAUCUGGCAGAGCUGUCCUCGACCUUGCUGAUGAUCGCUUUUACUGUCGCUUGUAUUGUGGGAUCAUUCUUCAUCGACCGAUGGCCUCGACGCUUCUUGGUGAUGGGAUCCGGAGCUCUGGCUACCACUUUCUUGAGUUUGUUCGUGUUGUUCUCGGUCACGAGGUCGUUUGACUUCAGAUUCAAAUACGCAGCGUUGGGAGCUGUGUUCGGAUACGCUAUCACUUUUGGGUAAGAUUUUAAAAUUGUUUCACAAAGAUCAUUUGGUAAACUCACUUCCUUCAUGUUAUGUUGGUGCUGUUUCGGUUCCAAAUAAUCAAGUCAUGUUUCAACGACAAACGACCCGGAGAAGUUUGUCGCUGAUCGACGAACUGAAUGAAAGGAUUCCAAUGUCGUCGAUAUUAAUAUUGUCGCUUUCAGAAUGGUUUUGGGCCCGAUCUCUUGGUUCGUCGCGCCUGAACUCGUUUCGCAGCGUCAUCGGUCGACGGUCUUUUGCUUAUGCUACGGUAUCAACAACAUUCUGAUUGCGAUCACCAACUUCGCCACUGUCCCGCUCUAUGAUGUAAGUUCAAAUCGAGGCCAUCUUCUUUGUUUUAUGCAGAAUUUGUGCAUAAUAUGAAUUUAAAAAUGACAAUUUUUGUUUUUUUCUCAAAAACUACAUUUAAUCUGUUGUUUAUAAUAAAAAGGUUUACAAAAGGUAAAAACAUAUUGUUCCUUUUUAUAUCUUUAUACGUUUCAGUUGAUUGGAGCCUACACCAUGGUACCGUUGUUCAUCAUACCCUCAAUCGUAUGUCUGGUGGUCAUCGGCCUGUAUCUGCCAGAAACCUUGGGCAAAGAAACCCACGAGAUCGUGCACGGAAUCAGAGAGCGAAGGAAACAGUCCGUCGUCCACUCGGAUUCCUCGUCUGGAACGGAUUCUGAUUCCGAAAACGAGCUUCAAGAACUCAAAGUUCACGAGAAGAAGCCUGACAUUAGUUUACCUUAA